GGUGAAUUUUUGGACAUGAAAAAUCAGUCGUGCAAGCCAUGUGCGGAGGCCACAUAUUCCUUGGGGACUGGCAUCAGGUUCGACGAAUGGGACGAGCUGCCCCAUGGCUUUGCCAGCACAGCAGCCAACCUUGAAAUUGAUUACAGCUUCACAGAGCCCUUGGGAAACUGCAGCAUGUCUACGUGGGUUCCCAAGGGAGAUUACAUUGCCUCCAACACAGAUGAGUGCACAGCCACUCUGAUGUAUGCUGUUAAUCUCAAGCAAUCUGGCACUGUCUCCUUUGAGUACAUCUACACAGACAGCAGCAUCGUCUUUGAGUUCUUUGUUCAGAAUGACCAGUGCCAGCCGUCCGUGGAGGAGUCGCGGUGGAUGAGAACCUCAGACAGAGGGUGGGAGACACACAGUGUGGAGCUGAGUCGUGGCAACAAUGUCCUAUAUUGGAGGACAACGGCCUUCUCCGUAUGGUCCAAAACUCCCAAGCCAGUGUUGGUGAGGAACAUUGGCAUUACAGGAGUAGCCUACACAUCUGAGUGCUUUCCUUGUAAGGCUGGCACAUAUGCGCCCAAACCAGGAUCUUCUUUUUGCCAACAGUGCCCAGCAAACUUCUUCUCUAGCAAGGGAGCGACUUCUUGCCAGCCAUGUGAGGCAAACGCAUAUUCAGAACCGGGUUCUUCAUCGUGCAAGCCUCGCCCAGCCUGUACAGAUAAGGAUUAUUUUUAUACACAUACAGCCUGUGAUACGAAUAGUGAGACUCAGCUGAUGUAUAAAUGGGCCGAGCCAAAGAUCUGCACAGAGAAUCUCCCCAGUGCUGUAAAAUUGCCUCCAUCGGGCGUAAAAACCAUGUGCCCGCCUUGCAACCCGGGUUUUUUCAAGACAAACACCAGUUCCUGCGAACCCUGCCCAUAUGGCUCAUAUUCAAAUGGGUCUGGCUGCAUCAAUUGCCCUGUUGGGACUGAGCCAGCUGUAGGCUUUGAAUACAAAUGGUGGAACACUCUGCCAGCUAACAUGGAGACAACAGUCCUCAGUGGAAUUAGUUUUGAAUAUAAGGGAAUGGCAGGGUGGGAAGUGGCUGGUGACUACAUCUAUACAGCAGCCGGAGCCUCUGACAAUGACUUCAUGAUUUUGACACUGGUGAUCCCUGGAUUCAGUCCCCCACAGUCAGUGAUGGAGGACUCUGAAAAUAAGAAGAUAGCAACCAUAACUUUUGUCUUUGAAACCAUCUGCAGUGUGAAUUGUGAGCUUUAUUUCAUGGUGGGUGUGAAUUCCAGAACCAAUACACCUGUGGAGACCUGGGUUGGCUCUAAGGGAAAGCAGUCCUACACGUACGUCAUUGAUAAGAACGCCACCAUGAGCUUCACAUGGGCCUUCCAAAGGACAGCGUACCACGAGGCGGGAAGAAAAUACACAAAUGAUGUUGCCAGGAUCUAUUCUAUCAAUGUGACUAAUGUCAUCGAUGGUGUCGCUUCCUACUGCCGAGUGUGCGCUCUGGAAUCCUCUGGCUCUUCCUGCACUUCCUGCCCACAUGGUCACUACAUUGACAGAAGCUCUGGUGGCUGCCAGCCAUGUCCAGCAAAUACGUAUCUGAAAGCUCACCAGCCCUAUGGCAGCCAGGCUUGCAUCCCUUGUGGCCCUGGCACAAAAAGCAACAAGAUCCAUUCUCUCUGUUACAAUGACUGUCACCUCUCAGUCACUACACAAGGCAGGACUCUGGAGUACGACUUCUCUGCCCUGGCCAAUAGCACAUCUUUUUUAGGGGGACCGAGUUUUACCUCCAAAGGGCUGAAGUAUUUUCAUCAUUUCAACAUCAGCCUGUGUGGGAAUCAUGGAAGGAAAACUGCUGUCUGCACAGAUAAUGUCACGGACAUACAUAUCCUGGGCAAGGAGGCAGAGUUCUCCAAAGCAACCUCUUCUUAUGUGUGCCAGUCAGUCAUUGUCCCCUCUGAUGCGAUGGGGUUCAAAACAGUACUUUCUUCACAGCCCGUGAGCCUUGCAGAUCGAUUUAUAGGAGUAACAACAGAGCCCACGCUGGACAAUAUCACUUCUUUUGCUGACUAUUUCCCUGCAGAGAAUAUGGGCUUACCAGAUGUGAUAUUCUUUUAUAGAUCAAAUGAUGUGACCCAGACGUGCAGCGAUGGGAGGGCUACUGCUAUCAGAGUACGAUGUGAUCCCCUGAAGUCCCAGUCUGGAGCCCUUUCUGUGCCGAGCAAAUGCCCUGAAGGAACCUGUGAUGGAUGCACAUUCCAUUUCCUGUGGGAGACAGUGGAAGCUUGUCCCCUCUGUUCUGCAGAUGAUUACCAUGCUAUCAUCAGUGCUUGCAUUGGAGGCAUUCAGAGAACCACGUAUGUGUGGCGGGAGCCAAAGCUCUGUGCAGGAGGCAUCCCACUUCCAGAGCAAAAAGUCAGCAUCUGCAAAACCAUGGACUUCUGGCUAAAAGUGGGCAUCUCAGCUGGGACUUGUGCUGCUGUCCUGCUGACUGUCAUGACGUGCUACUUCUGGAAGAAAAACCAGAAGUUAGAGUAUAAAUAUUCCAAGCUGGUGAUGAAUGCCAGUGCCAAGGAAAGUGAGCUGCCAGCCGCUGACAGUUGUGCAAUCAUGGAGGGGGAGGAUGCAGAGGACGACCUGAUAUUCGCAAGCAAGAAUUCACUCUUUGGCAAAAUAAAGGCUUUCACCUCAAAGGCUUCUCUUAGGUACAAUCAGGCAUGGCAGGACUCUGUGUGUAGGGCUGUUCUCAAUAAACUAAGAGGAGGAGUCUUCCAGAGAACCUCUGAUGGUUUUGACUCCGUGCCACUGAAGACCUCCUCUGGCACUGCUGACAUGGAUCUUUAGGACUGGAUCACCCGCCUCCCACGCCUUUGCCGCAGGGAUGCUUUGGGAGUUCUUCUUGGUUAAUGCCUGCACUUUGAUGAACUUGCCAUGUGGCCUUAUUGGAUACUCUUUUAACUUCACAUCUUCUUGUACUUUUUUUAAAGCCGAAAAUUUUAAACAUUCCCUCCAAAAACAAAACUGUGCCAAAUACAAG
This is a messenger RNA of Varanus komodoensis (Komodo dragon), 3019 nucleotides long. It is a transcript of the gene ELAPOR1, whose product is annotated as endosome-lysosome associated apoptosis and autophagy regulator 1. The transcript is spliced from 21 exons. The record is from RefSeq and is a predicted model, not a curated record. Gene Ontology annotation, biological process: positive regulation of vacuole organization; autophagosome assembly. Bases 16 to 2826 code for a protein of 936 amino acids. Gene Ontology annotation, cellular component: lysosome; extracellular exosome; trans-Golgi network. Lineage: Eukaryota; Metazoa; Chordata; Lepidosauria; Squamata; Varanidae.